AUGGACCGAGAACGUAUCGCUGAUCUUUUCGAUCGUCUAAAAAGUGAUCAUUCCUAUACAGUGCAAUCAUCGACACCCGACCAGAUGGUAAAUAAAACUGAACAAAACACACAACAACACGAACAGUCUCGCCCUGUCUAUAUUUGUCCUGACUAUGUUGCAAACACAAAAAAGCGGGCAUUGUUUACCUCAGGUAUCGAGACUAGUGUUACUACGGAAAUGAAUUGGCGUGAGUUUAAACGGAGAAAAACAGCCAUUUCGAAUGAACAAACAGAUCCACUGGUGACGGUAACAGUUUCCAAUAUUGACACAGUGAGUGCGUGGUUCACCAGCGCUCCUUAUCAUCCAAAUUACUACGGUUAUGAAGGGCGUGACUUUUCAUUUAAUGACUCUAAAAUACGUUGUACGAUCUGUCACAUCAAGAAUCCAUAG
Messenger RNA from Thelazia callipaeda (thelaziosis nematode), 432 nucleotides. NCBI's taxonomy places the organism in Eukaryota, Metazoa, Nematoda, Chromadorea, Rhabditida, Thelaziidae. The record is from the annotation of a GenBank genome assembly.